Orbilia oligospora ATCC 24927 is the source of this 888-nucleotide messenger RNA. RefSeq lists its product as uncharacterized. The transcript is spliced from 3 exons. Gene Ontology annotation, cellular component: mitochondrial inner membrane. Lineage: Eukaryota; Fungi; Ascomycota; Orbiliomycetes; Orbiliales; Orbiliaceae. Gene Ontology annotation, molecular function: S-adenosyl-L-methionine transmembrane transporter activity. The record is from RefSeq and is a predicted model, not a curated record. The coding region runs from base 1 to 888 and encodes 295 amino acids.
AUGUCACACGCCGACGUUAUAAUUGCCGGUGCCACGGCCGCAUUUGCAAUCGAUUUAAUCAUCUACCCGCUAGACACUGUCAAAACUCGUAUACAAGCCUCAUCCGAGUGGACUGCAGGUAGAAGGGCAUUGUUCAAAGGUGCCUACCAGGGCGUGGGUAGCAUUAUCCUUGCGACUCUACCUUCUUCGGCUGCAUUUUUUCUCACUUAUAACUUCCUCGUCAAAAACCUCUCAUCUACGCUUUUACCUUCUAACAAUCCACACUCGAAAGCCUUACAGCCCGCGAUCCAUGCUUUGUCCUCCGCAGUCGCAGAGGGUGCAUCAUGCGCAAUUCUCACACCAGCUGAAGUUAUAAAACAAAAUGCGCAAGUCAUCUCACCGAAAUCCCGUGAUACAACUUCCUUAUCCCUCACAGUUUUCAAAACGCUUCUUAAAGAACCAAAAGGCCUAUUUAGAGGCUACACUGCACUCGUAUCCCGUAAUCUUCCAUUUACGGCGAUGCAGUUUCCCCUUUAUGAGGAGAUAAGAAGAAAGAUCUAUAAACGCAAAAAGAUAGACCAUCCUUCGCUCAUUCAAGUCGGUGUCAUCACAGCCAUUUCCGCUGGGUCCGCUGGGUCUUUUGCAGCUGCAAUAACUACACCAUUAGAUGUUAUAAAAACACGAAUGAUGCUACUCAAGCACGGUGGUAAGAGUGGCUCUGCGGGAAUAUUUGAGAUCGCAAAGAUGAUUGUUAGAACCGAAGGUCCCAAAGCAAUAUGGAAGGGCGGUCUGCUUCGAGUCGUGUGGACAUUUUUAGGGAGUGGGCUGUACCUUGGGACGUUUGAGAGUUCAAAGAUAUAUUUAUCACGAAGACGAGAGAUAAGAGAACAAUUACAAUCUCGACACUAG